Molecule: messenger RNA, 1943 nt
Organism: Cornus florida
Lineage: Eukaryota; Viridiplantae; Streptophyta; Magnoliopsida; Cornales; Cornaceae
Product: sugar transport protein 14
Exons: 4
Coding region: 247-1779 (510 amino acids)
Biological process (GO): monosaccharide transmembrane transport
Cellular component (GO): membrane
Molecular function (GO): monosaccharide transmembrane transporter activity
Source: RefSeq, a predicted model, not a curated record
UGUCACCGUAUUCAUCUGAAAUUCAUUUUCAAUAUAUCUAUAUACGUAAAUAUUUAUCUAUAUAUAUAUAUAUAUAUACUACCACGCAUUAUAAUGUACAGUAAGCACCCUUUCUUUGAGUCUGACAUCGUUGGUUGACUCUCUUCCUCUUUGUCUCAUUCGAUUUUGAAUCGGCUGGCUUCAUAUUGGAAAAAAAAAAAUAUAACUUAAUUUCUAGAGAGAGAAAAGCAUUGACAGGAAGCAGCAAUGGCAGGGGCAGCAUUUGGUGAUCCAGAGGGUGGAAAGAGGGCUCAUCUCUAUGAGUACAAGAUUACUGGCUAUUUUGUCUUUGCUUGCUUGGUUGCUGCCAUGGGAGGGUCUCUGUUUGGGUAUGAUCUUGGUGUUUCCGGUGGAGUGACUUCCAUGGAUGAUUUCUUGAAGAAAUUCUUUCCAGACGUUUAUGAAAGGAAACAGAAACAUCUGACAGAAACAGAUUACUGUAAAUAUGACGAUCAGAUACUGACUCUCUUUACAUCCUCCCUCUACUUUGCGGCGCUGGUCUCCACAUUUGGAGCCUCGUAUGUAACCAGAAAUAAGGGCAGGAGAGCCAGUAUACUUGUAGGAGCUGUUAGUUUCUUUCUUGGAGCAGUCCUCAAUGCAGCUGCAGAGAAUGUCGCCAUGCUAAUCGUGGGUAGAAUAUUUCUUGGUUUUGGCAUUGGAUUCGGCAACCAAGCAGUUCCUUUGUACCUUUCGGAAAUGGCACCUGCAAAAGUCCGAGGAGCUGUUAACCAACUGUUUCAACUCACAACUUGCAUAGGGAUCCUCGUAGCCAACUUCAUAAAUUAUGGAACUGACAAGAUCCAUCCAUGGGGAUGGAGAUUGUCCCUUGGUUUAGCCACAGUCCCAGCAACUCUCAUGUUUGUUGGGGGAUUGUUCCUACCAGAGACCCCAAACAGUCUCGUCGAACAAGGCAAAUUAGAAGAAGCAAGGAAAGUGUUGGAGAGAGUUAGAGGUACCAACAAUGUGGAGGCCGAAUAUCAGGAUCUUGUUGACGCAAGCAGGGCAGCACAAGCCAUAAAACACCCAUUCAGAAACCUCUUUGCGCGCAAGAACCGUCCCCAAUUAGUAAUUGGAGCUUUGGGGAUCCCUGCAUUCCAACAACUCACUGGCAUGAACUCCAUUCUCUUCUAUUGCCCCGUCAUAUUUCAGAGCUUGGGGUUCGGUUCAGGAGCAAGUCUCUACUCAUCUGCCAUUACCAGUUCUGCACUCGUGUUUGCUACAUUCAUAUCUAUGGGUUUGGUUGACAAGUUCGGUAGAAGAGCUUUCUUUUUGGAAGCUGGUACCGAAAUGAUAAUCUGCAUGGCAGCAGUCGCCAUUACUCUAGCUCUGAAAUUUGGACAAGGAGAGCCGAUUCCAAAAGGAAUUGGCAUAUUCCUAGUCAUUGUUAUUUGCAUAUUCGUCGUGGCUUAUGGAAGGUCUUGGGGUCCCUUGGGUUGGUUAGUUCCAAGUGAGCUCUUUCCCUUGGAAACAAGGUCAGCUGGCCAAAGCAUAGUGGUGUGUGUGAACAUGAUAUUCACAGCCCUAGUUGCUCAGUGUUUCCUCGUGUCUCUGUGUCACCUCAAAUAUGGGAUUUUCUUGUUGUUCGGUGCCUUGAUUGUCAUCAUGAGCCUCUUCAUCUACUUCCUCCUGCCAGAGACAAAGCAAGUUCCAAUAGAGGAGAUACAUUUUCUGUGGCAAAAUCACUGGUUCUGGAAGAAGUACUGUCCACCAGAAGAGGGGAAGUCAGAGGUGCAGAUGUGAAUUCCACAGAGCACGAACAAGAACAACAUUGAUCUAUAAUCUCAUUACUAUUAUUAUUAUUUCUGUCUUGUUCUUUUAAGUUUAUAAGAAUCUGCACUGCCAAAUUCAGAUCCCAAAGAAGGGAGCCAAACUGAACCAUAUUAUUGAUGUUUUUUUCACUUUAA